Messenger RNA from Morone saxatilis (striped sea-bass), 2976 nucleotides. Its product is annotated as interleukin-8. The record is from RefSeq and is a predicted model, not a curated record. Gene Ontology annotation, cellular component: extracellular region. The transcript is spliced from 4 exons. Gene Ontology annotation, biological process: neutrophil chemotaxis; cellular response to lipopolysaccharide; chemokine-mediated signaling pathway. Gene Ontology annotation, molecular function: chemokine activity; CXCR chemokine receptor binding. Bases 65 to 385 code for a protein of 106 amino acids. NCBI's taxonomy places the organism in Eukaryota, Metazoa, Chordata, Actinopteri, Moronidae.
CACAGACACUCUCACAUCACUCUCAUAUCCUCAUUGGUCUUGAAAGAUCAAAACAACCGCCUAGAUGACGACUAAACCACUGCUCCUCCUGGCCGCUCUGACUCUCUUCUGCUGCAUCUCCACUCUGCAUGCUUUUCCCAGGUCGGGGUGUUCCUGUAUACGGACAACCUCGAAUAUCAUCCCUCUUCGGGUCAUCAAGAAAAUUGAAAUGAUUCCUAUUUCGGGACACUGUCGCUGGGUUGAAAUCAUAAUCACCAGGAAGAACGGCUCUAAAGUCUGUGUCAGUCCAACGGCAUCAUGGGUCAUUGACUACAUCAGAAAUUUUCAAAAGAAAAAUAUGGCCCAAACCACUGUUUCACCCACUGCUGGAACAACCAACUUCUGAUGAUUCUGUGGCCACAUUUGACGUAACAAUGGCUUCAUUUAAUAAGCUGUGAAUUAACUGUAGGAGAGCUGAGCUACUGUCCAGAUUUAGAUUCAAAUUUCAUACGGUUUAACACUUCAAUCAAUUGGCCUUUAGAAACCUGCUUAUUAUUAUACAAUGAGACUGUCUUAGUGCUUCAUCAUAUGCCAGAGGUACGGACAUUUUAUUAGUAAUACUCAUAUUAUUGCUGUACAGUGUAUUUAUGUUGCCAUUUUAUUGUCAGAAACCACAAAUCUGUACUGUGAAGUAAAAAUCUGUGAUUGUUUUAAUAAAGUUAAUAAUCACACGAUGCACAAAAUAAGGAAUGCUUUCCUGUAAAUGUGAAUCAGAUCCUGCUGUUAACAUUUCAUUGAUUAUAUUUUGGAUGAUGGUUCUGUAACCUCUGAUGUUCUCUUGUUGUAUCCAUGACUUGUCUUCUUAUACAGAAUAAAAGCACAGACAAAAAGACUCUUCGAAAAUGACAUGUUUAUUGCCUACAGGAGGUGGGGAGGGUUGGGGCUUUGUGUGGAGAGAUGAUACAAGUGCUAUUGAGCAUGUUUGGCUUCAAAUGAGGUGCAACUGCUCACAUAUUAAAUACAGAUGUAGCCUUUGUAGAAGUCCUCCAUUCAUUCAAGUACAUAUCCCUGCUUCGAUACUCUAGACAUACAUGAGUGUUAUUUGGGCCGGAGCUGGCCCAAGGUAUCGGCCCCUAGGAACUACAGAGAGAUCAACCAAAUCACAUUUCUGGAUGAAAACCUCCUGUAACCCACAUGUUAGCUUUUCUAACAAAUCUUUUUAUAUAUAACCCUAAUUGUUUGGAAAGAGUGUCCUGUUACCAACGUGAUUUAGUAUGGUCAGGAUGGUCACAAUCUCAGCAUGAGACUGAGAUAUCCUGACUUUCAGUCUCUACAAUUUCCAUAAUGCAGCUCAAUAGCAUGUCCCCCCUGCUUCCUUAAUGCCUGCCUGUUUCAAAUCCCACACCUCCAGACUGUAACGUAGGCUUUCUGUUAAAAUUAUCCAAGCACAAGCUACGAUAACUGUUGCAUAAUCAGGGUUAUUGUUUCAAACUUUAGAAAGCACCCUCCAGAGCCAAAGCUGACAUUAUACAGCUGUUUUGAGUGGUACUCCUCCUGACAAGUAAACUCAACUAUGUACGUGUAAAAUUUUAGUUUAUCAUAAAAGCUUUAUGAAUUCACAGAGGGCCAUGUACUCUUUUAAAUUAAAUGAAAGCAUGAAAAUCCCCAAAUUAGAGCAGCUCUUCAUCCAACACUGAUGACAGUGUGAUGUAGUCAUCCUUAUUAUAAUAAUAAUAAACGGCAUCCUGCUCUUUGAAAACAACUUUUCACUGAUUUCAAAUCUUUUUAUGUUUAUGCUUGGAGAGGCCCCAAUGACUUCAGGAACACACCUUCUACAGGACAUCUACAAAGGAUAGAUCUGUAUAUUUUAUCAUCAGUGCCACCUACGUUAGACAAACUGCCACUCCUCGCAGGCGAACAGUAGCUUGUGUCGCUGCAGCUUUGCCCCUUGUUGACAUUUAAUUGUCAGACGCGAUGCGUACUUUGGCUUCCACAGUACAAAACCCGCUUUGUCUAAGUUUAGCUCUCCACCACAAAGUUUUCCUUCCGGCCAAACGCUCACUGGCUGCUUCCCCCCAUCUGCGGUGGAGGCUGGCUGGGUUGAAAACCAAUGUGGUGAAGAGCUGCUUGUCUCGAAACUUAAAACAGUUGUUACAUAUAAGGUUUAAAUGCAGUCCUUUAAAAUGUAGCACCUUUGUUGGUGACUGCUGGUGGCUGAGGAUCCUCACCCAGUUUCACUUCACUUACUUCACUUUUCAAUAAAACAAAUCUGCUGAAAGUUGCUGAAAGGCAGCAACUUUAAAGGACUUUUUCUAGGAAUGCUCCAAGUAAGAAAUAAUAGCAUAGCAUUGCAUUUCUUGUUCUUGUCACUAUUUUUUCUUGCAAUUACAUUUGUGAAGGAGAGACAGGAACCCAAAAAGACUUUAGAAAGUGUUUUGACACUAAAGUUGCUGCCUUUCCCCCUUUGUAGUCCAAAUCUUAUGGUAUCACUUUAAAUAAAUAACCAGUGCAUUAACCUGUGGUCAUUAUUGUAAAUGAACAAUGACACUGUGUCAAGAGUUACUGAAAAUAUUCAUGAUACACCAUACCUUUGAAGGUUGUACCGUUUCAGUUCUUAAUUCAAUCAGACUUCUUUGGUGCGUUUUGAAUUCCUUUUCCACAUUAAUAUUUACAGGUUAAUACACUGAGAAAAAAUAUUAUUACAUUUAUACAUUUAGGUCCUUUAAAUUCAUGGUUUCUGGUUUGGAUGCAGCGACCAGGCCUAUUUGGAGGCUAUCAAAUUCAACACGUUAAAGCAGAUUAAAGACAACAAACCCUUCGUCCAAAUGCUAAAUGCUUUGUCAGAUAUUCCUCAUUUUCCCCAGUGAACAUUGCUGAGCAUCUUAUUGGCCGCCACAGAUUUAAUAACCUCAUGUAGCGCCCACACUGCUGUAAAAUCAGCCUGAAUGAAUUUAACAGUGGAAGGAAGAAAAAACAAAGAAAAAACAAAAACAAAAA